Messenger RNA from Anopheles coustani, 384 nucleotides. Its product is annotated as cuticle protein 7-like. Bases 1 to 384 code for a protein of 127 amino acids. Gene Ontology annotation, cellular component: extracellular matrix. The record is from RefSeq and is a predicted model, not a curated record. Lineage: Eukaryota; Metazoa; Arthropoda; Insecta; Diptera; Culicidae. The transcript has 2 exons.
AUGUUCCUCAAGGUUGUAAGCUUCAUUGGUGUUUUGGCUGCCGUCGGAGCCCAGAAUCACUACGGUGCGCAUAAUGAAGUGCAACAUGACGCCGGAUAUUACCAUCACGACGAGGAGCACCACGGACCGGCGCAUUACGAGUACCACUACGAUGUGCACGACGAACAUACCGGCGAUGUGCACGGACAGCACGAGACCCGGAAAGACGACCACACGCACGGCGAGUACUACCUGAUCGAUGCCGAUGGCCACAAGCGCACCGUCAAGUACAAGGUGGAAGGCAAGAGCGGCUUCAUCGCGGAAGUGCAUCGCGAGCCGGUCAAGGGUUUCCACGAUGCUCCGGCACAUCCGAAUUUCCACCAUAAGUUCGAGGAUCAGUACUAG